AUGAAAUCUUAUCUUCGAUCCACGAUGACAAGUGAAAAGACCUCAGCGGUACCAAGGAUCGUUCAGACAAAGGAAGCGAUAAAGCAGUUACUAAAAGAGAUUGCAGAGUCCGCCGGCCCAUCGGAUCAAGCUGUACUGACCACAUUCGAUGAGAAACUUAUACAACCAUCUCUGAUUCCAUCAUGCAAAGCUUUUGAGAUCGCUGAUGAAUCAAACUUGGCUCGCAUUGAUCGAAUCGAACUGAGUGCACGUUCGACCAACACCCAUUUAUACUCUGCCUUGAAAGAAGUCUACCACUUCCUCGAGCAGCAACCAUUUCUCUAUAUCGAUAUUUAUGUGUUUUCCGAUGGCUUGGAUACAAGUUCUAGAAAGAAUGAUCAAGCGUACCAGGCGAUUAUUCAUAAUCUAAACGAAAAACUGGGUGUAAAAUGUCAUUUUAUUAAUUAUGGUUCCUCAGAUGGCUUCUCUUUGGCAGACUGGCUAGGAGAACCAGAGGCAGACUGCCCGAUUUCAGGCAGUAUCGAUGAAAUUCGAGCGCAAAUGACAUCCAGUUAUCAAAAGCACCAUACAAGGAACCCGAUUAUGAUUAAAAUGUCUUCUCGUUCACCAGAAGAUAAACUGAGCAAUAUUCCUCGAAAUCUUUCAGCGGCAGGUGAAUAUUCAUCGACGCGCUCCGACUUGCCCCGCUUCGGAAGAAAUGUACAGAACGAGGACUGUAUUCCACGUUUGCACCCCGUACAGAUCGACGAUUAUCUUUGCAAUCUUCCCUCGGCGAAUCCUUCCCGUUCAUCCAGUUUUAUCGGCAAUGGAUUAAGACCACCUGAGAUUUCUGUGAUUGCCACACUUCCUCCAGGAGUCCGGAAACCGAAAAGAAAUUAA
This is a messenger RNA of Didymodactylos carnosus, 879 nucleotides long. The record is from the annotation of a GenBank genome assembly. NCBI's taxonomy places the organism in Eukaryota, Metazoa, Rotifera, Eurotatoria, Philodinida, Philodinidae.